Molecule: messenger RNA, 3969 nt
Organism: Adineta steineri
Lineage: Eukaryota; Metazoa; Rotifera; Eurotatoria; Adinetida; Adinetidae
Source: the annotation of a GenBank genome assembly
AUGAAACGUAUUAACUGUUCAACUGAUACAUCAUUAGACGACAAUGCAAGUGACAAUGUUUCUAAACGCAAAUGUAUAGAACACAACACGAACAAUAGAAACUCAGCGAUUAUUGCAGUAAAUAAUGAUGAAUCCCAUUUAACAACAUCGAAUUUUACCGAUCCUGAAUUACCUCUGGAAGAUAAUUGGAUAAUUAAUAUCGAUAAUGAUAACAUUCUUCAUAGAUCCACGAGUGUUAAUGAUAACACAAAUGAUAUAAUAGCUCUUGAAUCGUUUGUGAAUGAACAAUUCGAACAACGAAUGGCUUUUUUCAAAAAUAAUCCAAAUAUAUUGUCAACAACAAAGUCGGACAAUCAAAUGAAUAACGAUUCGAAUUUGUUUACUACAGGUGCUUUCUUGGAUUUGGAAACAAAAAUUUAUGGUGAGAACUGGACGAUUCCAUUGAAACGUGAAGAAUCAUUAAGUGCAUGUCUUUUAUCUGCUACUAACCUUGCUCUUCUUGGUAUUGCUGAUGAAGAUGAAUGUUGCAAAAAAUUCAUGGAAGUUCUUAUUCCCGAAGCUUUUAGAAAAUUACAUUGUUCACAUCAUAUUAAUAAUUGGUCACAUGAAGUACAACUCAGCAUAUAUGAAAUAACAAUAUUACUAAUCGACUUAAUUGCUGCUCGACUUUCAUAUACACCUGUGCCUAUUCAAUUACUUUCAACAUUGGCUAUACUCUUCGAUUCAAAUUCUGUUUUUCAUCAGAAGCAUAAAAAUCAAUCGUUUCAAUAUUGUUUCUCUAAUGAAGAAUUAGAUGAUCGUUUACUAUCGUGUCCUUCAUUUUUGUUGAUCACGUCGAGUGAUACACACGGUUGGCUCUGUCAAAUUAUUAAUCGAUUCGUGGAACAAAAAGGAAUUCAGAAUUUGGCAGAACAAUUUGAAAAUUAUCAAUCAUUCACUGCCUUGGAAUACAAUGCUCUACUAGCUCCAUUUGUUAAUUGUAUAAAUUAUAUUAUGAAAGGAAAGUAUCGAAUGUUAUUCGGCAAAGAUAUUGAUCAAAUAUUUAAUUAUAUCGAAAAUUUAAAAGAACAAGAUUUUCAUAUUGAAUCGAUAAACAACACAUUCGAAUUGUUGUCCACUUUACAAAAACUUUGCUCAGUCGUAUGGCCACAUUGUCUUAAACGUAUUGAAUACUUGCAUCUAAAUCUCAUUUUACAAAUGAUUACUCAAACAAAUUUCAAUGCUAAAAUGAAUUCAAUGAUACAACUCGCUAAACUUUUUGAAAAUAAUACAUUAAUCCCACAUGAUGUACUCACCGCAUAUAUAACGGAAAAUUCAAUUCUAUGGAAAGCACUUGAAGGAAAUAUCGCUCAAAUAGAAUAUAUGAAAAAAGUGUGUGUACUAAUAGGUUUUGCUGCACCACACUUUUUGAAAGAGGACUUUGAAAAGUUAUGGAAAAUGCAGCAUGGUCAAUUAUCCUUCAUAUUUGCUGAAAUAGUCAAAUUCAAUUCAGAACAGCUGAAUCAUUUAAUUGAUUGUAUCGAUGAAUCGUGGAAAACACGAACGAUGCCUAUGCAUAUGGAGUCUAUCGUAUUGUUAGGUGAAAUUGGUCUUAAAUGUGAAAAACAAUCGACUGCUCGGAUUUUACAAGUUUUAUGGGACGCGACACUUACUAACGGUUUAAGUCCAUCGAUGCUCGACUGUUUCCUUCGUAGUCACUAUCAAAUUCUUAGCGAAGAUCGUUCGGAAUACGACGAAUUCGGACGUGAUUAUAGUGCCAAAUGCAUAGAACUUGUUCAGCGAAAAGAAGUUUGGCACGCACGCUCGGUCAAAUAUCUCAACGAAAUAUUGCGUCUUGAUCCUACAAAUAAUAAAAAUUUUAUUGAAAUCUUAGUUAACAAAUAUAAUGUCAUCAAUGUUCUAAUUGAAAAUCUUUCAAAUAUUCAACAAGAUAUGUGGAACAAGACGGAAGGUAGUGUAAUGCCCGACACAUUAGUUGAUGGACAUCUCACAUUCCAAGAAUCGACGAAAAAUCAUCUUGAAAUACUUUCAUCUGUGUUAAAAAGAGGCAAUUCUUCUUUCUUACACAAACAUACCGAAGAACUUUGGGAUAUUUUGAUAACUAAUGAACGAGCCAGCACGUGCGAUCGUGAAUUCGGUUUUAGCUGGUUCGUAGAUUGUGUAGAGAAUUUUAAUCGUCAAACUCAAAUUACUCUCUUUAACGAACGUAUCUCGAAGCUCAGUCCAAUUUAUUAUUGUCCUAAAGGUAAUGCUUGCUACAAACUUUAUUCCGAAAGAUGCAAUGAAUUACGAAAUUUAGUUUUGAAUUCGAGUACCUCAUCGAUGAAACCGAUUAUUAACAGAGAUUUGAAUGCUUUAGUUCACAUUUAUCAAGGUGAUUUAAUAGUCGAACAAAGCGAUGUUGUCGUUGUGUGUUCGUUGUCAACGACUUUGCAUGAAAGUGUUUUGAAAAUCGGUGGAGAUUUGAUGAAGUACUCAUUUGAAACUGAAUACAAAAAUAAUCCAACCGCCCCUAUCAUUUCUAUUGCAGCUAGUGGUCAGCUAGCAGCGAAAACAGUUUACUUUCUUCCAUGGAAACCCAAUAUAGAUAACAUUAAAUGUUGUGAAUCAAUUAGAAAAUUUGUCUCAAAUGCAAUGGAAAAAGCAGCAACCGAAAACUAUAAAAGUAUUGCAUUUCCCGCUGUCGGUUGCGGUCAAUACGGAUGUUCAAUCAGUUUUGUGGCUUGGACACUUGUUGAUGAAGUUUUUCGUCAACUAGUAAAGUAUCCUCUGUCUGUUUCCUUUGUGAUACUACCAAAUAGAACAGACAUUUACAACGAGUUCCAAGCACAAAUUAACCUAAUUCAAGAGACCUCAGAAAUAAAAUCUUUAUCAGUAGCCAUUGGAAAAGGAACGGUUGAAGUUGAAAUAGGUGACAUAACAACGCAAAAAGUUGAUGUUAUCAUUGGAAACUCAUCGUCAGAUAUUUUAAAGAAAGAAAUAAUGAAUGCAGCUGGUAACGAUGUUAAAAUAGCGUAUGCAAAAGAAUAUGAAAAUAAUCAAAAAUCACUCAUACUCUCAAUUCCAUCUGGUAAGCUACCAUGUAAACAGAUAUUUUUUAUCAAAUGGGAUCCAGAUAGAAAUGAAGAUGUUCUUCAACAAUCAAUCGUUGAUUUUAUAUGGAAUAUUAUUCAGAAUGUUAUUUUAUAUAAAUUUACUUCAGUUGCAUUUCCAGCUAUUGGAUGUGGACAGUACCGCUGUCCUACAAAUAUUGUAGUUAAGACGAUGGUUAAAGAAAUUAAACAUCAACUUGCAAUGAGAAGUAUACCAUUAACAGUGAAGUUUGUUAUUCAAUCUAAACAACAAACUAUUUUUAAUCAGUUUUGUAAUCAAAUCUUGUCAUCCCGAGAAGAAUUUGGAACGUCAAUCGAUUAUCAACUACCUUCAACAUGGGAGCAAUCAACGGGAAAUAAAUUACGUUUUGUCGUACCAAGCAAUAGUGCUGAAUAUAAAUCGAUUAUCGCUGAUUUCGAUCAGACAAUGAAUAGAAAAUAUACUGCAAUAAUACAACUCGAACGAAUUCAAAAUGAACGAUGGUAUGCACAAUAUGUAGCACAUAGUAAAGAAUUUCGACAACGGCUUAAUACAGAUACUGAAAAAUGUCUGUACCAUGGUUGUUCUCAACAGGUAGCAGACUCGAUUAUUAAAAACUGUUUUAAUCGAAGUUUUGCUGGAAAACAUGGUACAGUAUAUGGUGUGGGUGUUUAUUUUUCAUCGUAUGCUGAUUAUAGCCAUAGUUUUACUGAUCCAGAUUCGAAUGCAGAACGAUGUAUGUUCAUGGCUCGUGUGCUCAUUGGAAAUACAACUCAAGGAAAUAGUUUAAUAAGGAGUCCACCCGAUGGUUUCGACUCGACAACUAACGGAAGACAUAUUUUUGUGAUCUAUCAUGAUGCACAAGCUUUUGCCGAAUAUUUAAUCACCUACAAAUAG